Messenger RNA from Malaya genurostris, 978 nucleotides. RefSeq lists its product as uncharacterized. Bases 1 to 978 code for a protein of 325 amino acids. NCBI's taxonomy places the organism in Eukaryota, Metazoa, Arthropoda, Insecta, Diptera, Culicidae. The transcript has a single exon. The record is from RefSeq and is a predicted model, not a curated record.
AUGAUUAAUCUUAUUAACUACGUGAAGCAACCGUUUCACAAUGAUAACGAGUGGAUACGUAAGGAUGUUGUUAGAAGCUGCAAGUAUUUAGCUGACAGAGAUGAUCUGAUUGUUACGAAAGCAGACAAAGGCAAAUCAACGGUAGUUAUGAAUAGAGCUGAAUAUGAGACAAAAAUGUUAGCAUUGGUGAAUGACAAAGAAACGUACGAAGAGAUCAGGAACGAUCUGACGGUAUCCACGUUGAAACAAAUUAACACGAUGUUUGACCAAUGGUGUGAUGCAGAAUGGAUAGAAAAAACUACGAAACAAAGAUUGAAGGUUUAUAAUUGCAACCCGCCACGGAUAUACGGAUUACCAAAAACGCACAAGGAUGGAAUUCCAUUGCGGAUUAUCAAUUCCGAGAUUGGUACAGCCACGUACAAUGCCGCAAAGUUUGUUAUAUCGAUCCUGAACUGCAUUGUAGGUAAAACAGAACAUCAUAUCGUAAAUAGUUUUGAUUUUGUCGGCGAUAUCAGACAGCACACUAUUCAAGACGAUUGUAUGAUGAUUUCUUUGGAUGUGGUUUCACUGUUCACAAACGUGCCAGUGGAUUAUGCCGUUGAAAACGUGAGGUUACGAUGGACAGAGAUAAUGGCACACACCAAAGUUCCUGAAAAUAAUUUCAUCGAUAUGCUACAGCUGGUGUUAUCAUUCACUUUUUUCAAGCAUCAGGGUCGGUUUUUCAAACAGAAGUUUGGAUUACCAAUGGGUUCGCCAUUGUCUCCAGUAGUAGCAAAUAUAGUUUUGGAGAGAAUUGAAAUGAGCGCUUUGGCACAGCUACGCCAGGAAGGGAUUGUGCCAGUCUUCUUUAGAAGAUAUGUGGACGAUUGUUUGGUAGGUGUGCAACGAGAAUAUGUUGAUCGGAUGUUGGAGGUGUUCAACAGUUUCCAUCCACGACUGCAAUUUACUGUAGAGCUGGAGAAUAAUGGGCGAAUCUGA